AUGGAACACGAUGUAUUUGAAGAAACUGUUGAGGGAAAGAUUUUUGGCAAUUUUAGUUUUGAUCUAUUUCCAUAUAUUGUAAAAAACAAAUACGAUAUAGUCGACAUACGAGAGUUGACUUGUAAGUACUUGCACAAAACAAUAGAUAAAUACGAUAUAGAUAAACUUGACAAGAUCAUAAAUAAAAUGUCAGAAAUAUUUGAAGAUUAUAUUAUUCAAUCAAUUGACAGUAACGAGGAUACGAAUAAUAAUGACGACAUGAAUAGAUUAGAGGAUCAGAUAAUUGAACAUUUGUCAUCAGACAUAUCCAAAUUAGCAAAUUUAUUUGCUGCAUUCUCUACUGAAAUUCUUCAUAGCGACGAAUAUGGAAUGAUUGAUUUAAGGCCAUAUAAAUUAGCUGGCAUUAAUACAUCAGUAUUAAAUGCUGGAAUAUUUUCUAGAGCUGGUAACCAGGUUAAAUUAUCUCAAAUAAUAAAGCAUUUAAGAUUAAUUAUUGAUACUAAUUUUAUUGAAGAAUAUAAUAAAAGGAUUAAUAGGGUAACAAACAAAAGCAACAUUUAUAAUGUUAUGAUCAAUUCCAUAGCAAGUAACUUGACUCCUUUUGGCAAAUAUCCCACCCCAUAUGAUAGAACAUUGUUAGAUGAAAAUAUAUCAUUUAUUCAAUUGCUUUAUCGAGAUUUAGGUGGUAAUGAUGUGGUCAAACAGCGUGCAUUCGAUCGGAUUGAUCCAGCAAUUAUACCAAGUUUGACAGAAAUGCAUAGAAACAUUAUUAAGUUUAUUCCUUUAGAUGAUAGGAUACUUGAAUUCAAGUUUGAAAAGGGUAAAGUGAGGAUCACGAAACUUUUUGUACACCCACAUUGGAUUGAAACUUUGUGGAAUAUUGUAUUGCUUGAAAUGAGAUCAAAAUGUGAACCAAUAGUUGGUACCUUAAUUUGCUUUUAUGCUGGCAUAAUAAAAAGCAAAGAAGAUUUCAAUCUUGCACAUCACCUUGGCAUUAUUUAUAGUGGACCAAUGAAUUUCGCUCGAUUUCAUGAGAUUAUGUCUAAACUUUCUGAAAUGUGUCACUAUAUUACAACCGUUGAAGGCUCAAAGCAGGUUAAAAGUCUCAUAUCAACUGUGAGAGCAUCGCAAGACAACGCUCUUUUACAAUUUUCGACGGUUUCAAGCCUGAUCAAAGGUUAUCUAACGGAACGUUAUACUUCAACAAUUACAGGACCAAUGCCGCUAUUUCGCCCUAUAGCACAACACCGACAAAAGGAGCUUAACAGAUCAGAUAGCAACAUACAGGGAAUCGAAUUUAUUAUGCGAAG
Messenger RNA from Racocetra persica, 1310 nucleotides. Lineage: Eukaryota; Fungi; Glomeromycota; Glomeromycetes; Diversisporales; Gigasporaceae. The record is from the annotation of a GenBank genome assembly.